UUGCCCCAUCUCAAGUGUUCAACUUUUUCAUUUACUUUUAUCUUUUUCACUCGUCAGGGUCGCCAAGGUCGCGGUAACAUUUACGUCUGGGCCUCUGGGAAUGGCGGGCAAGCAGGCGAUUCUUGUGCCUGUGAUGGAUAUUCAAGUAGUCUGUUCACGAUCUCAGUCAGCGCCGUUAGCGAACUAAACCAUCGCCCUUGGUAUCUGGAGCCCUGUUCUUCAACUCUGACCAGCACCUAUAACAGCGGGUCUCCCUCAGAGAGAAUGAUUGUUACCAUAGAUUUGAAUGAUAGCUGCACAGAGGCACAUACAGGUACUUCUGCCAGCGCUCCUCUUGCCGCUUCAAUAAUUGCUCUACUGCUCGAAGCCAAGUGA
Molecule: messenger RNA, 375 nt
Organism: Protopolystoma xenopodis
Lineage: Eukaryota; Metazoa; Platyhelminthes; Monogenea; Polystomatidea; Polystomatidae
Source: the annotation of a GenBank genome assembly